Molecule: messenger RNA, 969 nt
Organism: Juglans microcarpa x Juglans regia
Lineage: Eukaryota; Viridiplantae; Streptophyta; Magnoliopsida; Fagales; Juglandaceae
Exons: 2
Coding region: 1-969 (322 amino acids)
Source: RefSeq, a predicted model, not a curated record
AUGCGGCUGUUUCAUUUUGAUAAGGUAAUUACUAAUGAGGAGUUUGGUGGGAAAAUCUGGGUAUUUUGGAAAACUGAAAUGGACAUGCAGCUGGUCCGAAUGGGAACACAGUAUUUGUCUUUACAUAUAGACGACGGGUCUUCACAUUUUUUGAGAACUUUUAUCUAUGCUAAGUGUAAUAGAUAUGAAAGGCAGCUGCUUUGGGAGGAGCUGAGUUCGGCUGGAAUGGGUGUGGAGCCUUGUUUGUUUGCUGGAGAUUUUAAUAUAAUUCAUUCGGAUGUGGAAAGGUGUGGUGGUAGUCCAAGGACAAGAGCUGCAAUGGAUGACUUUAAUAGAUGGAUUCACCAGGGCAGGUUGAUUGAAAUGAAUUCUCAGGGGAGAAAGUUUUCAUGGUGCAAUGGUCAGCAUGGAUUAUCUAGAGCUUGGGCUAAGUUGGAUAGAGUGCUUCUUGAUGCAAAGUUACUGAUAGCAUUUCCGUAUGCACGUUGUCCGUAUUUAUCAAGGUCAACGUCGGAUCAUAGUCCCAUGUUUAUAGAAUUCCUGAAAGAUACUUUUACUUAUGGUCCCUCUCCAUUUAGGUUUCAGCAAAUGUGGAUUGAGCACCCUGAUUUUAUAAGCUUUGUACAGAUGGUGUGGUCUGAACCAGCGAUUGCUAUUUUUGAAGAGAAGGUUGAGGGUCUUGAGCACUUGCUGCAAAGUAAUUGGGAGAAUGAGGUUGAGAGGGAGCUUGUCAGGUACUCUACUGAGUUGUCUACUUGGAGGCGAAGGGAAGAUAUAAGAUUGGCUCAGAUGGCUAAAAUUAAGUGGAGAAUGGAAGGUGAUCGGAACUCAAAAUUCUUUCAUGUUUGGUUAUCCAAUAAAAGGCAUAGGAAAAUUCAUAAGUUGAGAACUACGGAUGGGUUAGAGUUCAAUUCACCAGAAGAAAUUCAUCUUGGUGCCGAAGAAAAUUUUUCGGAGUUCCUACAAUGA